UUAAUUCAUUAACGAAAAGUUUGUGGUGGAAGCAACACGAACAAAAAGGAAAUAGUAAAAAAGUUUAAGUGAUUUAAUUUAAAUAGAAAUAAGUUAAAAAUGAAAUACUUUAUAGUAUUGGCCUUGUGCCUUAGUGCUGUUGUGGCAGAAGAAUUACAUGAGAGAGGAGUUGAUUUUCAUACAUUACAUUACAGUCAACACCAUCAAACUUUAGAAGAGGCUAAGAAGAAGAUUUCUGAUGUUUUGGAUGGUCAACAUGCUGAAUACGAAGAAGUUGGAUCUUAUGGAGGUGUAGGUGGAGUAGGUGUUGGCACUGUGGGUUUCUCAUCAUCUGGUGUGUCAGGUGCUGAUAGCAAUGCUGGUUAUGGUUCCUCUGCUGGCUAUGGUGCCUCUGCUGGUUCCCAGUUUGGUGCCAGUCACAAUGCCAACUUUGCUUCCUCUUCAUCUUUUGGCAGCAAUGCUAACUUUGCUGCCAGUCACGGUAUGCAUGGUGUACACAGCUCUGGUGCUCAAGGAGGUUCCGCUGUUGUUAUUCCCGUUGCCGGUGGUGCUGGUUCAACUUCAUACAUGGAAAGCUCUGCAGCCGAAAAUGUUCAUCAUGCUGCUCCCGAAGUAGUUGUUAGCGGUGGUCUGGGCGGUCAUGAAAGUUUUGUGCGUCAUGAAGAACAUCGUAGCGAAAAUCAAGUUGCCACUCCUCUCGUCUACACUUCUCCCUCUAGUGGUUCGGAAAAAUACUAUCAUCAUGAAGAACGUCGUCUAUCCAAUGCUGCCCAUCCCGUUAUAUACACCGUACCCUCAACUGGCGGUUCUGAAAACUAUGUUCACCACGAAGAACGUCGUACACAAACUCAAACUUCUGCUCCUAUCAUUCAGUUUGCUCCUUCUACUGGCGGUUCUGAGAAAUAUGUUCGUCAUGAAGAACGCCGUGUUGAAAACCAAGCCGUUCCCGUUGUCCACUAUACUUCUCCCUCUGGUGGUUCCGAAAAUUACAUUCAUCAUGAAGAACGUCGUGUACAAAACCAAGCCGUUCCCGUCAUCCACUACCCUGCCCAUUCUGGUUCCGAAAAUUACAUUAAUCAUGAAGAACGUCGCGUACAAAACCAAGCUCCCGUCUUCCAAUAUACUCCCUCGGGUGGUUCAGAAAAGUAUGUGCACAUUAAGGAAGAACGUGUCCAACAAGCUCCCGUACAAAUGGUUGUCACCUCCCCAGCUGGUGGUCAAGAAUCCUACAUGAAAUACCGUAAAGUUACUACCACUGCCUCUCAACCUCAGAUGAUUGUACACACUGUUCCUUCCACCAGCUCUUAUGUUCAUCAAAGCACUGCUGGUUCCACUACUGGUUCUCAAUUGGGCUCUUUAGUUACUGGUGGUCUUACCUCUGGUGCUAACUCUAACUACAAGACUGGUUACUAUACAGCUCCUUCCGCCACUUACGGUUCCGCUGCUUUGACUGCUGGUAACACUAACUCUUUGUUCAACACUGCUGCUUCUCACCAAGCUGCUUCCAACUUCGGAGCUUCUCAUCAAGCUGCUUCUAACUUUGGUGCUUCUCAUCAAGCGGCUUCUAAAUUCGGUGCUUCUCACCAAGCUGCUUCCAACUUCGGUGCUGGUCACCAAGCUGGUUUCGGUGCCAACAGUGCUUUCACUGAUGCAUCUUCAUUCGGUACUCAAUUCGGUGCACAAUCUAAAUUCGGUUCUUCAUUCGGUGCCGAAUCCAAAUUUGGCUCUCAAUUCGGAGCUGAGUCUGCCUUCAAUGCUGGUUCCUUAUUGGGAACAGGCUCCUCUGGAUUACACACCCACAUUGACGAAUCUAAACGUUUAGCUCAAAUGCAAGCUCAAGGUAUGUCUGUUGGUGGCACUCGUGCUGGUGGCAGUCAAUUCAACGCUAACUUGGAAAGUGGUAAUGCUGCUGGCUUCGGAGGUUUUGGUGGUCUUUCUGGUGUCGGUGCUGGUGCCGGAAAUGCUGGUUACAAAACCAAAUCAUGGGAAAAAGCCUCCAAAUGGUCCAGCCAAUCUGAGUUCGGAUCCGAUGGUCAAGUGAAAAACUACAAGGAAUUGUCCACUGGCGAAAGUGAAAACUACGACAUCAAUGGUCGUCGUGCUGGCUACACAGCCGCCACCACCACACUUGAUGACAACGGCAAAGUAAGCAGCUACAGUCUCCACACAUAAAUCUAAUUACAUAGAUAUUUAAUUUUUUGUGUUGAAUUUUCAUGCGAGAUUCAUGUAAUUUAUAAGAUUAAAGAUUAUUUAUUUAAAAAUAAAUAAAAUUACGAAAUUAAUAAAAACAAA
Messenger RNA from Calliphora vicina (urban bluebottle blowfly), 2292 nucleotides. It is a transcript of the gene fon, whose product is annotated as fondue. The transcript is spliced from 6 exons. Bases 100 to 2172 code for a protein of 690 amino acids. NCBI's taxonomy places the organism in Eukaryota, Metazoa, Arthropoda, Insecta, Diptera, Calliphoridae. The record is from RefSeq and is a predicted model, not a curated record.